GAGCGCCCGGGGGGGGGCGGCCCUGCGAGGGGUGCAGACUCGGGGGGCAAGCAGCGGCUCACGCGUGACUUUUCUCCGCUUCAGGCUGGUCCGCAGCCUACAGUGGCACAACCUUGGGGUCGCGAUCGCUGCCCCCCUGCCGGCACGGCCGAAGCGACCUGCUGCCGCCCCUGCGAGCUGGGCGGGUGCGUCCCCAGCCCUAAGGGCGGACUGCGCGUGCGCGGCCGCGCUGGGAUGGGCUGUGAAGGGAGCGAAUGGUGGCGCUGCGUCCUGCUGCCCUAUGCGGUCACCCAGUUGUUCUGGAGCCGCAGAAGUUAAAUGUUGAGACAGUCAUGAACUUUGAAGAGAACUUCCAUCAUGAAAUGGUUUCUCAGCUGCAUGAUUUUGCUGCUGUCGGAGAUGCAGCCAGGCUGAAAGCGUUGCUCAGCCGUUCCCCAUCACUGAUCAAUGCGACUGCAGGUAAUGGCUGGACAGCCCUGAUGUACGCUGCCAGAAAUGGACACUUUGAUGUUGUGCGGAUUCUUCUUGAAGGAGGGUGUGACAGGUCCAUCAUUAAUAAAUCAAGGCAGACAGCCCUGGACAUUGCUAAAUUUUGGGGGUACAAGCACAUUGCUGAUUUGUUGGCUAAUGCAAAAGGAGGCCAGAAGCCUGGUUUUCUGCAAAGUGAAGUGAAAGAAUAUUCAAAUUAUUUUGGCACAACGCUUCUGGACCGAAGAAGUGAUAAAAGAAUAGAUUCUAAGUGGCUAAGCAAAAAACAAACCCACCCAGCUACAGUAUACAUACUCUUCUCAGACCUAAGUCCAUUGGUUACUCUGAGUGUGGGAGCAGAGAAGUCACAGCAGCCAGAAGUCAGGCUUUGCAGGCUGCACCACAAGGAUGUGGAACAGUGCAUGAGCCAGACUGAAGAAGUCACCUUGAUUUUUCUUGGAGUUGAUCUGCACUUGCGCAUGAAUCUUUUGGCUGCUCACAAUGGGAAGGUUCUGCAAGAUGAUGAUGAGGAUGGGCUAGUUGCUUGGUUUGCUCUUAGCGUAAAUCCCACUUCUGCUGAGAAAUUUAAACAGAAGCAUGAGGACUGUUACUUUCUUCACCCACCAAUGCCAGCACUACUGCAGCUACCUGAAAAUGAAGCUGGAGUGGUAGCCCAGGCUAGGUCUGUUCUAGCAUGGCACAGCCGCUACCGUUUCUGCCCAACUUGUGGGAGUGCAACCAAGAUUGAAGAAGGUGGUUACAAGAAAAAUUGCAUAAAAGAAGAUUGUCCCAGUCUGCAAGGUGUUCAUAACACAUCAUAUCCAAGAGUUGAUCCUGUCGUGAUAAUGCAAGUCAUCCACCCAGAUGGGAAUCACUGCCUUUUAGGUAGACAAAAGAGGUUCCCCCCUGGAAUGUUUACUUGUCUUGCUGGAUUUGUAGAACCUGGAGAAACAAUAGAAGAUGCUGUUCGAAGAGAAGUAGAAGAGGAAGCUGGAGUCAAAGUUGGCCAUGUUCAGUAUGUCUCUUGUCAGCCAUGGCCAAUGCCCUCCUCCCUAAUGAUUGGCUGCUUAGCUGUUGCAGUGUCUACAGAAAUUAGAGUUGACAAGAAUGAAAUAGAGGAUGCCCGCUGGUUCACUAGAGAACAGGUUGUGGAUGUUCUCGUUAAAGGAAAUCAGCGUUCGUUCUUCGUACCACCGAGUCGAGCUAUUGCACACCAGCUGAUAAAACACUGGAUUGGAAUGAAUGCUAAUCUUUGAGCUAAAUUGUUUCUUCUAAUGAAUGCUAAAAUUAGGAAUAAAUUUAAAAGAACUGUUUACCUAGUGCUUCUACAACCGUGAGAAUUUUUGAGUCUUUCUUUUGGUUCCUGAGGUAAACUACACAAAUCCCUACAGAUUUUUUCAAAUCUGAGUGAGAUCUGACGAAAAACUCAGUGAAUAUCCCAAAGAAGCAGACAAUAUAUAGAUAAAAUUAAUACUUUGUUUUUUGUGUGUGUGAUUUUUGAUCAAAUUACUAUGCCUGUCACUGUUACGCUUUUAAUGUUGAUUUCAUCUUUUCUGUCCCUCACUGGAAGGAGUUACUACAUUGCAGGAAGGCCUAACCUUUCCUUUAGUCUGAGCUCUGCGUUUAUGUCCUCCUGUUUUGGCAUGUCGUAUUCUUCUCAUUUUUUCCUAUCUCCAUUUUUUAAAAUUCUACAUGGCACAGAAAACACCAGUGUUCACUGUUGAAACUCCUGUCAGUAACAGUUACUUUUAAGCUAAUAGCAUCAAGCGGUGAAAGCUAAAAGCGUUAAGCGGUGAAUAUGUAGUACCUUUUAUCUCUUACAUGAAGAACAUUCUAAGCAGAAUAUUUACUCCUCCAGAUCCUCCAGUUUGAUUUGGACGGCACUUAACCAGUUGUGUGAACUUGAAUUUAAAUUUCUAACACAACACUCUGUUUAUGAAAAAUGUGUUGGAGAAUCUUCCCAAAAAUCCUAAACAUCUUUAUAUAGGAUAAUAAUGUAUUUAGUGACAGUGGGUUUUUCACUCUCUGAUAGAAAUGGAACUGCAGAGUAAUGGAGGAGGAAAGUAGAUUAAAAGACAUGAAAGUACAUACAAAGCUGUUCUCUAGAAAUUGGGACUCUAGGUUGUUACUGCUAUUAAGAAUUUACAGUUGAUAGAAUUAUAAUCAACCCCAGCUGUAUGAUUGAGAAGGCAAUAUAUUACAUAAAUAUUUACUUAAGUGUUUUUAAUGCUCUAGAAGGCUAUAAAAGUAUACCGUUAUUAAUGUCAUUAUGUUAUGAAUCAGUACUCUAAUGAUGCAGUGAUGUAAAAAGAAUUCAAAUGGCCAGGAGGAAAUACAGUGAUGGUCAUAAAAAUUAGCUUCUUAUUAAGUAGUGCUUUGUUAUUUUAAUCAGUGUAAGAUUUGUUUCAAAAUUCUUUGUAAGUCUGGAACCAUUAAAAAUGUUUUAAAGAUCCUUA
Messenger RNA from Numida meleagris (helmeted guineafowl), 2924 nucleotides. It is a transcript of the gene NUDT12, whose product is annotated as nudix hydrolase 12. The transcript has 7 exons. Gene Ontology annotation, cellular component: cytosol. Lineage: Eukaryota; Metazoa; Chordata; Aves; Galliformes; Numididae. Gene Ontology annotation, biological process: NAD+ catabolic process; NADP+ catabolic process. Bases 255 to 1724 code for a protein of 489 amino acids. The record is from RefSeq and is a predicted model, not a curated record. Gene Ontology annotation, molecular function: protein binding; metal ion binding; NADH pyrophosphatase activity.